UGAAGAUGACGGUGCAGCUAUAGUUAGUUUGCUGAAUAAUAUUUUACACAUAAAAACUUAGAAUGAACUCAUAGAACUUGAUCAGCAUGGCCCCAGCAACACAGAAGGGGGCUAUUGUACAUGAGCACCUUUCAUACCUUGAAUUACAUUGUACGGAAAGUAAUUUCCUAACUGAUGUGUUAAAUAUAAAACUAGUGUUAACCAAAUAACUCAAAAGACAUCAGUUAAAUUUGGUAGUACAGCGUAAAUAAUCUAAUUUACCUAUGAAAUGAAUCGACACAGAAGUACAAUCAUAACUUAAAGCGGAAAAAAAGGCUAUUCACUUCCACUGCCGGAACUUCACUGUGUGACACACAGCGGAAGUAAAUAAAGCGCGCGAGUAGCAUUAGCUGUAUGGAUGUGUGGAGCUAGCUUGAAGAUGACGGUGUAGUCGUAUCGCAGAUAAAUAUUUCAGUGGUAACGAAGCAAAAAUGUCGUUAGUUCAGUAUCUGAGAGAGUUUGUCAACGAGCGACUAACUGCUGCUGCUGAAGAAAUAUUCGGAGUCUUUGAACAAACUAUCGUCGAGUACGAGGAAGAGAUCGAUCGUCAACGCAGACUGCUGGAUAUCGUUUGGAAACCCGAGAUAAAGCUACACAGGACAGAGCUCCCACAGCAGGAUGUCUCUAAGGAGGAGGAGGUUCUCACUGACCAGCAGCUCUGUGACCAGGAGAGGAACUCCAGUCUGGACCAGGAGGAUCCAGAGCCUCCACAGAUUAAAGAGGAAGAGGAGGAACUCCACACUAGUCAGGAGGGAGAGCAGCUUGUACUGAAGCAGGAGACCGAUACCUUUAUGUUGACUCUUACUAAUGAGGAACGUGACCACCAGCUCCUCUCUCACAACUUUCCUGUAGCUGAGAGCCAAGAUCAAGAAGGAAGCAAGGAUGCAGACCCAGAAUCAAAGAGUCAUUGUAACACUCAGCCAGGGAAAAAGUCUUUCAAAUGUGACACCUGUGGAAAAACUUUUAACUUUAAGUCCAAAUUGAAUGUACAUCUGAGAAUCCACACGGGUGAGAAACCGUACCCUUGCAUCACCUGUGGGAAAAGAUUUAGUGACAAGUCAGUAUUGAUAAGGCACAUGAGAAUCCACACAGGUGAGAAUGCACACUCCUGCAACACCUGUGGGAAAAGGUUCUAUCAGAAAACACACUUACAAAGGCACAUAAGAAUUCAUACAGGUGAGAAGCCGUACUCUUGCAAAACAUGUGGCAAAGCUGUCAGAACUAGUACAGGCUUGUUUGUCCACAUGAGAACCCACACAGGUGAGAAGCCAUACCCAUGUAACACCUGUGGGAAAAAAUUCAGGCACAGUUCAGUAUUGAAUGAACAUUUAAAAAUCCAUACAGGCGAGAAGCCAUAUUCUUGUGAGACUUGUGGGAAGAGAUUUUGUACAAUGACAUUAUUGAGACGUCACAUCAGAAGCCACACAAGUGAGAAACCAUAUUCUUGCAAAACAUGUGGCAAAAAUUUCAAAUGGAAUGCUGGCCUGAAACUUCACAUGAGAACUCACACAGGUGAGAAGCUAUCCAGACGUCGGUGUAGUCGUAUCGCAGAUAAAUAUUUCAGUGGUAAUGAAGCAACAAUGUCUUCAGUUCAGUAUCUGAGAGAGUUUGUCAACGAGCGACUAACUGCUGCUGCUGAAGAAAUAUUCGGAGUCUUUGAACAAACUAUCGUCGAGUACGAGGAAGAGAUCGAUCGUCAGCGCAGACUGCUGGAUAUCGUUUGGAAACCCGAGAUAAAGCUACACAGGACAGAGCUCCCACAGCAACAUGUCUGUAAGGAGGAGGAGGUUCUCACUGACCAGCAGCUCUGUGACCAGGAGGACCCAGAGCUUCUACAGAUUAAAGAGGAAGAGGAGGAACUCUGCACCAGUCAGAAGGGAGAGCAGCUUGUACUGAAGCAGGAGACUGAUACCUUGAUGUUGACUCCUACUAAUGAGGAAAGUGACCACCAGCUUCUCUCUCACAACUCUCCUGUAGCUGAGAGCAAAGAUCAGGAAGGAAGCGAGCUUGUAGUCCCAGAAUCAACAGGAAAUGCAGAGAUGCAACCAAAGCAGAGAUAUCACAAAAACACAAGUCACAGUGACAAUGUACACAACUCACCCACAUCAAAGAGUAACUGCAACACUCAGACAGGUAAAAAGUCUUUAAAAUGUGACACUUGUGGAAAGGAUUUUCAGUAUAAGUCCCUGUUGAUUAUACAUCUGAGGACCCACACAGGUGAGAGGCCAUAUUCUUGUGAGACAUGUGGGAAAAGAUUUAGUAAUAAAUCAGCAUUGAAAAGGCACAUAAGAAUCCACACAGGAGAGAAACCGUAUUCUUGCAACACCUGCGGGAAAGGUUUUGCAGGUCGUGAUGGCUUGUCGGUCCACAUGAGAACUCACACUGGUGAGAAGCCAUACACCUGCAACACGUGUGGGAAAAGAUUUAGUGACACACCAAUGUUGAAAAAGCACUUGAGAAUCCACACAGGUGAAAAGCCAUUUUCUUGCAAAAUGUGUGGAAAACGUUUCGCACGUAGUUAUUGCUUGUUGAUCCACAUAAGAACUCACACAGGUGAGAAACCGUACGCCUGCAACACAUGUGGGAAACAAUUCCAUCAAGUGUCAGGCUUGAAAAGACACAUAAGACUUCAUAAGACAUAUUAAAAGUGCCAUAUGUACUCAACUCGUGGGUGAGCUUUCAGACUUACUGGUGAAUUGAUAGCCCACAUGAGAAGAGCCGAUGCUGGAGAGAAACCACAUCACUGUAACACAGGGAUGGAGUGGGAAUAAAAAUCAUCAAAAUUCUGACAUGGAUUGGACCACCAAAACUCAUCAAGAGACACUUGAUCACAUACAACCUUUGUCACACUUAAUGUACUAAACGGAAGAUAAAUUAAUAAUGAUGAUUUGUAUAAUUUAGCAACUAUAGAGACAGUGAGGUUAGGUUUCAGACUGGACAGUACAGCAUUAAAUACAACACAAGAUAUAUUUAAAUUUAAGUAGUUUUUCUCCCUUAAUUUGAUUUUCCUGUAAUGUGGAUAGAUCCAAACUUUUCAUGUGUGUGUGUCAUCUGAGCAGAAAAUAAAGCUACACAACAUGAUCCUGCUAAAUGAACUCAGACUACAGUUGGAGUUCUGUUGUUGUCUUCUGAUCUUCAGAUUCUUCCGGACUUUAAUCUCUUUUCUCUGAGCUUUUCAGCCAAAAUUUUUUGUAUUUUUGUAUUUGUUUACUUUGUUGUUCAUCUAAACCCCCCUUUGAGCCACAGACCCAAAUUGCCUACUGCUAAAAGCUGUAGUGUAAAAUUGAUGUUGAGUAAAAGGCGUAAACACU
Messenger RNA from Seriola aureovittata, 3350 nucleotides. Its product is annotated as zinc finger protein ZFP2-like. Bases 471 to 2684 code for a protein of 737 amino acids. Gene Ontology annotation, cellular component: nucleus. Gene Ontology annotation, biological process: regulation of transcription by RNA polymerase II. The record is from RefSeq and is a predicted model, not a curated record. The transcript is spliced from 5 exons. Gene Ontology annotation, molecular function: RNA polymerase II cis-regulatory region sequence-specific DNA binding; DNA-binding transcription factor activity, RNA polymerase II-specific. Lineage: Eukaryota; Metazoa; Chordata; Actinopteri; Carangiformes; Carangidae.